UGUCAAUGGUAAUGGUAUAUAAUGGCGGACAAUUGUCAAUCGUGGCGUGCAAUCGGGGAGUUGUCAGUUUUUUGCGCACACUUUAAAGGAAUCGUGGCGUAGCGUGGCCUACGGUGUUUACAAAUUCGGCCAUUGUUUAGUUCUUCACCAGCCGCUAAUCAGGAUAGUACCCUUUUGUGUUGCGUGUUACAACUAAAAUUUUCAAUCGUACAAAAUGUCAAUAACGUGGACCAAUGAAGAAACUUUUGAGUUUAUUGAUUUAUAUCGAUCUGAGCCCGCACUUUGGGACCCAAAUAAUGCACUGCACAAGGAUAAGAGCAAGGUGAAUGAUGCAUGGAAUCGCAUUGCGGACUCCCUGCAAAUUCCUGUUUCAGAACUAAAAAAAAAGAAAGAGACAUUGAUGGCAGCAUUUCGGUUGCAUUUCAAAAAGAAACAAGAUUCGAUCCGAUCAAGUGUGGGAGAAGAAGAAAUUUAUGAGCCAAUUUGGAUUUUUUAUGAUGCUAUGGAGGCAUUUUUGAAAGAAAAAUAUGAAUGCAAAAGUAUGAUAUUGACAGAUGAACAAAGGGCAGUCAUUAUAGAACAGACAGAAGAAGAAACAAAGGACACGAAUAAAAAGAUGAGACCUGUACGGAGGAGAAUUUCAGUUAAGCCACCUGAGUUAGAAAAAGCAGAUAAGGAAAUGGCAAAGGCUUUCAAUAUGUUAAGCCAGGCUAUUCUCAAUAAAGGCCAACAAAAUAAAAUAGAGGACGAAUGCGACUUGUAUGGGAGGCUUGUUGCUAACAAACUCAGAAAAUUUUCAGAUGAUGAGAGACAAGAAAUAAUGUACGAAAUUGAUGGAUUACUAUUAAAAAGGCGUCGCAAUUGUACGGCGGAGUGGUAGCCAUUGAACCACCAAGUUUGAAGAUCUCUAGCGCGCUCGUUGUUACAGUCUAAGAAAAUAUUUUUAACUGUCAAAUUGUGCUUAAAAAGUGGAAAAUAUUUGCUGUAUAAAGUUUUUUUUA
This is a messenger RNA of Helicoverpa armigera (cotton bollworm), 1001 nucleotides long. RefSeq lists its product as uncharacterized. The coding region runs from base 215 to 880 and encodes 221 amino acids. The record is from RefSeq and is a predicted model, not a curated record. Lineage: Eukaryota; Metazoa; Arthropoda; Insecta; Lepidoptera; Noctuidae. The transcript has 3 exons.